Molecule: messenger RNA, 4300 nt
Organism: Biomphalaria glabrata
Lineage: Eukaryota; Metazoa; Mollusca; Gastropoda; Planorbidae
Product: protein XRP2-like
Exons: 9
Coding region: 137-1198 (353 amino acids)
Biological process (GO): post-Golgi vesicle-mediated transport
Cellular component (GO): periciliary membrane compartment; cilium
Molecular function (GO): GTPase activator activity
Source: RefSeq, a predicted model, not a curated record
UUAUUUUUGGCUUGUUAUGUUUCCAAUCAAGCUUUGACAAGCCGGGGGUAUAGAUAUGAUAUAGAUAUAGCAUCUACAUACUAACAUAUCCAAUUCUAGAUCUAGAUCUAGCAAACUUGCAACCUUUGAAUUAAUAAUGGGUUGUAUACUGUCUUGUUUGAAGAAAAAUAACGGGCAAAUGCCUUUGGAAGAAACAACAGAAGAACCCAAAGUUUAUUCUUGGGAUAAACGUGACAGGUCAAGAGCCAGUGAUUUUAUCAUUGAUGGCAAAAAAGGAGAAACAGUUAUUAAACAUGUUGGCUCUGUGAAUGGUGAACAAAUAGUAAUACAGAAUUGUCAGGACUCAAGUAUCUAUGUGUUUGAUCAUAUUGCAACAGUUAAUGUAGAUGACUGUAUCAACUGUAGCAUCUUUCUUGGGCCAAUCAAGUCAAGUGUCUUUAUCCGUGACUGUAAACAGUGCAGGGUAGUAGUAGCAUGCCAGCAGUUUAGAACCAGGGACUGCUUUCAGAUAGACACUUUCUUGCUGUGUGGUACGCAGCCAAUCAUUGAAUCCUCCAGCCGCAUGAAGUUUGCCUGUUACAGAUAUUACUACUCACAACUGGACUCUCACUUCAAGUCAGCUGGACUGAGUAUCUUCAAUAAUAAUUGGUCUAAUAUUCAUGACUUUACACCAGUUCCAGGAGAGGACCUCAAUUUCUCCUAUUUACCAGUGGAUUCAAAAGUAGAGGACUUUGUCCCAGUUCCACAGGGGGAAGAGAUUGAAUCAAUGCAGAUCAAAACUGAUGAGAACAAUAGUGUGGUCCCAAUGACCUGGGGCAAGAGGACAAAACUUAGCAGAGAGUCCUGUCUGCUUGUGUUUUUCAAUGAUGGCGGCUCCAGUGAAAGAGCUUUAAAGUUCCUUCAUUCCAUCAAAUCCCAUGAUGCUAAUUGUAUACUUGUUCAAACAAAAGAAGUCUCCAUGGGCCCAGAGGAUGCUAGAAGAGUUUUCGGAUCUGAUUCUUAUGUGAAGGCUGUACAGCAAGGUCCAGUCAUUGGCAUUCAGAUGAAUGGAGACAAUUGUGUGUCACUCUGUCAGUCUGUGAUCUUGGAAUUAAUGAAAGGAACAACUGGACUUGUAUUUGUCAGUCAAUCUGUCGCAGCUGCUGAGACUCAGAUUGAUAAUUUCUACAGCUUUGCUGAGAUGCAAAUGGGAAUAUAGAGGAGUGCAAUAAAGACAAUUAUAAGGUUAUUCUCCUUGAUGGAUAAAGGAAUCUGUAAGACUUUUUUUUUUUGUCGAAGUCAACCAAAAUUGUUUAAAAGUGCUGCUUUUUUUAUAAGCUUUUCUGGACUUCAUUUAACCAGCAUUGGUCUUAGCCUUGUGUCUAGUGUUGACAUUAUACUUCAAGUACAUCAUGAUCUUUGUAUUGUCUUGUGGACAGAUUGCUUUUAUCAUGAUCUCUAUUUGAAAUUGUUGGCUAUUUGUUAUCUUAUAGGAGUCAUUGGCGCACUGAACUUAUACAUUGUAUCCAAAAAACAUCUAGUAUAUAGUACUAUCAUCAACAAACUUUCUGAUGGAAAAGUCGAUUUCUUAAAAGAGGAUCAAUGUAGUGUACAAUAUACUUAUAUUCAAAGGAUCAAAAUUGUUUAAAAUGUCAGAAGCAAUCAACAGAAUUUCAUCUCUGAUUUUUUGACAGAAACUACUUUGUACAUAAUCACCAAAUUCAUUUACAAAAAAAAAAAAAAGCAACUGCUUACUUUAUUCUUUGACAAUAAUAUCAGAGGGCCAUUGUAGUAUAUAUGCUUGUUAAUAUGUGACAAUAAUUUAAUCUGAUCUGGAUGUUUGGUCAUAUGUAGACAUGUUUUUAAUAGUUUAGCAUUCAGAUGACUUUUGUUAACGUUAACAAGCAAGUAAAAUAAUGUCUAUUGAUAAUAUCUAUAGCAUCAUAUCUCGAGUGUUACCUUUUAGUACAGCAAUUUCAGAAUGUUAUUCUCUCCCUUUCUAAAUAACUCUUAGUUUUACAUUGGACUGAACCAUGGAUUGUUUUCAUUUUAAUAGCAAAUGAUAGUCAUUUUGAUUUGCUUCACUUUAAAGACUCUUCCUCAUUACCGGUACCCCUUUCUAAAUAACUCUUAGUUUUACAUUGGACUGAACCAUGGAUUGUUUUCAUUUUAAUAGCAAAUGAUAGUCAUUUUGAUUUGCUUCACUUUAAAGACUCUUCCUCAUUACCGGCACCCAUGUGAAAAUGUCAAGAUAUAAUCUGGUGUGAAUCUCAUUAUGUAAGAAUCUUCAAUCAUGCCACUUCAGAGAAAUGAAUUUUCAUAUACCAAAAGUUUAAUUUUUCAUUUGAUGUUUUUGUAAGGUUUUUUUUUUUGUUUUAUUCUUACCCAGACUUGUACAGAAAUGUAAAUAUUCAAACAAAAAAAAAUUCAUUUUCUGACUUGUGUGUUUGUGACAUUAACUUUAAGAUUUGUUCCAAAUACUUUAUAGUUUAAACUUUUUAAUAAUUCAGUUGUUUUUUUUCAAAGUUGUUCCCAAUUUAGAUUUGUAACCUAUUGUUAAGUUAAAUUUAUGUAUUGGCUUGUUUGCUGUUGAUUAGUAGUUUCAAUUGUGUAUUGAUUUGUUUAUUUUCAAUUAUGUAUUGCGUUAUUCAAUGUAUUUAGUGUUGGUCUGAGUGGGCUAUGAAAAAUGCUUUAAUUAUGUUUUUAAUGAAUGACAAAUUCUAGUUUUAUAAACACUUUUUUUUUAUUUAUUUAUUGCCAAAUUAUUUUUCCAUUAUUUUAUUAACCAUUUUGUAAAAUAAUCUUUAUUAGUUUUAUGUAUUAAAGUUCUGAGGCAAAUGGUAUUUGAUAUAAGCUUCAGCCAAUUUUACUAUGAUUAUUUAUGAUACAAACUCCACUUUAAUUUUGUGGACUAUUAUUAUACUAUUAUUUUAUUUUUAUGAAUAAAAAAGAUCUGUUGCUUUUUUUCUAUUAGGUGAUGAAGACAGCCUACAAGUAGAGCCAUUGUCUGUUUGAUUCUUUCAAGAAAAUGUUGAAAUGUCUAGUUUCUGAAGUAGGAUUUUUUGUGUGUGUUGAAUAUGCACGCACAUUAAUGUAUUGCUGUAAUUAAAAUGUUUCACUAAAACGUACAUUCCAUUUUAUUAACACUGAAUUUAUUUAUAAAACAUUGACUUUUUUUUCUUAUUAUGCUUUAUGACUUAUUUUUCAACUGGCCUGUCACUUGGUGGCAAUAACUAUUGGUAGUAUUGGUGAAGCAGAUCUAAGUGUGUAGUUCAAUGCUUGUAUGAUUGUUUCAAUCAUACAAGCUUUGUAGGGUAAUAAAAGGCAUUUUUGUUUUUUGCUUCUUUCCAUUCCAAAUGACAUUUCUGCUCAAUCUAGUCACAAUAGAGAAUCUAAGGAUGAACAGAUGGCCCUACCAAUAUACUGUGACCUUGACUACAGUUCCAUCUUGAUGUUAUCUAAAUUAUACUUUUCUAAUGGCUUUAAACUCUCCCUUCAUUGUGUCGAGUUAGGUUGAAGCAUGUGUAUACAUUGGUCAUUUAGGAUUAUCACUUUUUAUUGUAAUUCAUUUGAUUUCUCUGAACAUUGUUGUGGAUUUUAUUUUUGCUUGAAAAUUCAAAUCUGUACGCAUAUACUUUUGAAUUCAAAUCUCUUUCUGUACAUCUCUAUCUCUAAAUUAAAAUCUUUGUCUAUACCUCUGAAUUUAAAUCUCUGACUUGGCGCCAUAUCUCUGAAUUUAAAUCACUGUCAUGACGCCUCUUUAAGACUUUGAUUAUUCAUUAGUUACAUUGAAAUGAGCUGCACAUCUUGGACACUAAUAGUCAAUUUUCAUUUCUUGUCAUUAGGAAGCAUUGUCUAAUUAAUAUUGUUUUCAUUAAAUAUCAGAAUGUUAAAGAAAAUUGAAAUGCAAAUUCCAGUUGGUUAUUAUGAAUUGAAACUUGGAACUAAAGAAACAAAUGAAUGUCACUUCAUUGGCAUUGAGGGAUGGGAAUAGCUUAAAAAUGUGAUAAUGCUCAACUAUAAGUCUAGGUAUUUUAUUUUAAAAGUAUAUUAAUGUAUUGUUUUCAGUUUGUUCAAAACUCACUGUUAUCUACAAUUGAAACAAUCCAUCCAAUUAUCUGUUGUUUUUUUUUUUUGUGAAUUUGCUUUCUUUUGUUUUAUUUUUACAAUUGUUUUAGUUUAUUGGCAUGUCUCAGUAGUUUUCUUUUGAUACAUAUUUAUAAUUGUGAUUAUCAUUCAUUCUAAUUAUAUAUUAUUUCAAUGUUUGUACUGUUCUAUGCAUUGUUUCUAUAGAAACAAUUACAGUAAAACGAUGACUUCA